AAAAACAGGUAAAUUCUCAUACACGUCAAUGGCAAAGGCCUGUCAAAACAAAUAAAAAAUUCUCAGUAAAAACCCACCUCACUCGAUCAUGUCCAAACAAACCCCCACGUACUUCGUGACCCAAACAAACCCCGAGAUCUUCGAGGUGACUCCACGCCCCGGCGGCCAUCUGAAGAUCGACAUCCCCCCCAAGGUGAACAAACUCGCCGAAAAUGCAGCGAAGGCCGCUCAAGUGGAUAAAAACUCAUCAACGAAAAGACGGUCGGCCAACAAGAUACGGCCCGUGAAACAGACAAAGACACCGUCGGAAACGGACGCGCCCACUAGGAAGAGCCUCCUCACCGUCACCACCACUUCCAACACCGCCAAAGAACUGGAUAUCGAUUCUUGUCCCAGAGAGUUCAAAGUGAAGCAGAUCAUCGCCGCCACCCCGUGGUCCGUCGAAUUCGAUGAAUAUCUGGAACCGCCCGAGGACCUAAAGAGGAUCCCGGAUCCGUUCCAGGAUUCCGUGGACAUGCUCGCGAUGUCCAUCAGCGUCAUUAUGCUCCUGGCAAGGGGAUACCAAGGGAUCACCGAGACGCAUUACAAAUGGAUCUGGAGUUAUUUGGAGUGUAUCAAGGAUGAGUUCGGGAAGACUCCCCCGAAUGUCCAAGGGGUGUUGAAUCAUAUUAGUGAGGCCACCGGGGGGAAAAUCGUGUCUUUUCUGGAUGAGGACGAUGACGACUUGAAUGUUACGUCACCCGUGAAGCUUGACGAGGGGCCAGCGGACGACGCGCCUGCAGAGGAAUAAUUGUAUGAAUAUUUUCGAAUAAAUAAUAAUAAUAAUAAUAAUAAUAAUAAUAA
This is a messenger RNA of Anthonomus grandis grandis, 843 nucleotides long. RefSeq lists its product as uncharacterized. The coding region runs from base 89 to 790 and encodes 233 amino acids. NCBI's taxonomy places the organism in Eukaryota, Metazoa, Arthropoda, Insecta, Coleoptera, Curculionidae. The record is from RefSeq and is a predicted model, not a curated record. The transcript has a single exon.